ACGUGCGGCGGUGUGAGACGAGCCGCGGAGAGCGCGUCAAUCAGCCCAGUCUAUCUGGAACGAAGAGAAGACGCAGGCAUGUCGUCGUCUCGGUGGCAACCGUCCGGUGCUGCGAUCGUCGUCAUCGUGCUGCUGUUCUUCGACCCGUGGGCGAACCAACUCGCUCUCGGCGCGAGUGUGGCGCCCAAACGCACUGCGUUGGAUAUCAUCUGCGACCUCCCCCCGGAUGUGAACGACCAGCUGAGGAACACUACUAAGAAAUGCGAAGAAAUGUUUCCGCAAUCGGUUGCCAGCUUGAGUGACCACAGGAAUAACGAAUGCCUGAAGCAAGUGGCCGGGCCCGAGGCCAACGAACAAAGACCCCGGGACGUCUUCUGUGCGCAGCGGCGACUCUUCCAACCAUACAUCGACUGCGUGAUGAAAACUCAGAGGGACAUGCUGAAGGCCUACGCCAAGCUUUCAGCGACGGAACUGCGGGCUGUUCGCGAUGGACUUGUAUGCAUGCUGACAACGUGGAAUGAGCUGCUCCGUUCUUAA
Dermacentor silvarum is the source of this 537-nucleotide messenger RNA. RefSeq lists its product as uncharacterized. The transcript is spliced from 6 exons. NCBI's taxonomy places the organism in Eukaryota, Metazoa, Arthropoda, Arachnida, Ixodida, Ixodidae. The record is from RefSeq and is a predicted model, not a curated record. Bases 79 to 537 code for a protein of 152 amino acids.